AUGCAAAGGAACCUAGCACAGAAGGCAGAAGCAAUCUCCGCCGAGGGAGUCAGCGAGCGGCCGCGCGGAUAUGAGGGGCGGGCGGUUCCCAGGCGGGUGGGCGCAGGGCGCCGACCUGCGGGAGAGGGGGCCCGGGCCCGAGGCGGAGUCCCGGCGCGCGGCCAGGCUGGCGGAGGCCCCCGGCAGGCUGCAGAUUCCCUCAGGCCCCGGGAGCCGCAGCAGGACCGGCCAGGAGGCGCCACGGAGGGGAGCCCCAUCCCGGUGCUGACAGUGCCCACCGCGCCCUACAAGGACCGGCGGCCGGCCGGCGGCGGGGGUCUGCGGCGACCUACCGGCCUCUUCGAGGGCCAGCGCAACUACCUGCCCAACUUCAUCCAGAGCGUGUUGUCGUCCAUCGACCUGCGCGACCGUCGGGGCUGCACCACGGUGGUGGGCAGCGACGGCAGGUACUUUAGCAGGACGGCCAUCGAGAUCGUGGUGCAGAUGGCUGCGGCCAACGGGAUUGGACGACUGAUUAUUGGACAGAAUGGCAUCUUGUCUACACCUGCGGUCUCCUGCAUUAUCAGGAAGAUCAAGGCAGCUGGUGGAAUCAUUCUAACAGCCAGCCACUGCCCUGGAGGACCAGGGGGAGAGUUUGGAGUGAAGUUUAAUGUUGCCAAUGGAAAAUCAGGAUAUUGCGAGCCUCAUAAGAUGAGUAUGGAAGUAUUCCUUCCUCGUUACUUUUGUGGAAAAGUUUGUGGAGAAUUGGUAGUUAUUCUUUAA
Messenger RNA from Pan troglodytes (chimpanzee), 762 nucleotides. Its product is annotated as phosphoglucomutase-like protein 5. Gene Ontology annotation, cellular component: cell-substrate junction; cytosol; sarcolemma. NCBI's taxonomy places the organism in Eukaryota, Metazoa, Chordata, Mammalia, Primates, Hominidae. The coding region runs from base 1 to 762 and encodes 253 amino acids. The transcript is spliced from 4 exons. The record is from RefSeq and is a predicted model, not a curated record. Gene Ontology annotation, biological process: myofibril assembly; carbohydrate metabolic process; striated muscle tissue development. Gene Ontology annotation, molecular function: phosphoglucomutase activity; magnesium ion binding.